Messenger RNA from Didymella exigua CBS 183.55, 1737 nucleotides. RefSeq lists its product as uncharacterized. Lineage: Eukaryota; Fungi; Ascomycota; Dothideomycetes; Pleosporales; Didymellaceae. The transcript is spliced from 3 exons. The record is from RefSeq and is a predicted model, not a curated record. Bases 1 to 1737 code for a protein of 578 amino acids.
AUGGACACGCUGGAGCGCUCGCGCGGCAGCCUCUUCGACCACGACGUGCCCUCGCUCACCGCCUCGCUCGAGGCCUUCGACCCGGAGCGCAGCCGGCUCUCGCAGUCGGGCUACAGCGCGCGCAGCGCCAUGCACUCCAGCCGCUGGAGCAUCCCCCCGCAGGAGGCAGACGAGUCGGAGCACGAGAGCGACGGGCCCUGGGCGCCGCCCGCCUGGCAGAAGAGCAACAACCAGUGGCACCGCCGCUCGCUGCUGCACUCGAGCCGCUCGCCCUCGUACUACCGCUCCGACCGCGAGACGACGCCCUCACGCAUCCCGCUGCCCGAGUCGCCCAUGAAGAACACGCCGCAGGGCAGCCCCGAGCCCGACGACCAGCAGCGCCGCGCGACCGACAACAUCGCCUCGCGCCUGCAGAGCCCCAUGGCCGACCUCGACGAGGAGCCCGCCGACGACCUGGCCCUGUCGCACCACGACGCCGAUGCGAGCCCCAUGGAUGGCUUCGUCCGCUUUGCCAUCCGCGGAGAGACGCUGUUCCGCACCGCGCCGCUGGAAGAGACCCUCAGCACCUUUGCGAGCGGCAUGGGCAUGUUCACGCGGACGCGGCGCAACGUCGUCAUGACCAUUGCGACUGUCGUCCUGAGCUGGGUGCUGCUGCACCCCUGGAACACGGCCCUGAUCCCGGACGUCGCCAACGUCGCAAACAUGGCCAAGCAGUUCGAGCCGCUCAUGUACGCGAGCGAGAACGUCAUACCGCGCUCGAGGGAGCUGGCCGAGGCCAGCAUCGCCGUGCAGGACCUGGGCGAGAGCGUGCGCGCCACCAACAUGUCGGCGAGUACUGUCAUCAUCGACCAGCUGGACGAUCUGGGCGACAGCUUGAAGGUCCUGUCCGAGAAGAUCACCUCCUUCUUCACCAACGUCGACGGCGACAUGGACUCGUACCCACCACGCGCAUCUACUGACGACUGCAGCAUCCUGAUCACAAUGGAGUGGGCCCGCCGCGAGCUCUCCUCGAUCCAGUCCCCGCGCAGCUCCAUGCUCGACACCCUCGUCUCCAACGUGCACGGCGCGCUGUCCCUCACCGGCGCGCUCGAAGCAGACGGCCAGCCCACGUCCCUCGGCCGCAUCGUCAACGACGUCCUCGGCCACACGACAGCGCAACGGUCCCGCGCUACUCUGCAGCGCACAUUCGACUACCUCCUCUCCACCCUCGAGGAGAACAUUGCCAACGAGCUCCUCCGCGCCGACGUGCUCUUCAAGCUCUUCGAGAGCGUCGACCGGCAAUUCCACAAUCUGCACCGCUCCGUCGCGCGCGAAGAAGACAGCCUCGCGAACCGCAAAGACGAGUUCCUCGCGCGCAUGUGGCGCAACACCAUCACCAACAAGCUCAAAAUCGCCAAAUACGAAAAGAACCUCAAGCUCCUGCAGUCGGUGCGCGCGUCCACGCUCUCCAACAAAUCCGAGCUCAAGAGCCACAUCCAGGUCAUCAACAGCGUCAAGGACCAGCUCGACAAGGCCCGACGCAACUUAAUCGGCCCCCUGAUACGCCGCGCGCAGAGCAGCAGCGGCGGCCUCGAGGGCCAGCUGCUGGAGGUCGAGCGCACGUACGGCUUCCUCAAGGGCGUGCGAGACACGCAGAAACACCGCGUGCUGCGGGAGCUGUGGGGCACGGACCCGCGGCGCGUGCGCAUCACGGGUGAGAGGGACGACGGGGGGACCGAGGAGAUUGAGGGCGCGUAG